This is a messenger RNA of Puntigrus tetrazona (Sumatra barb), 3078 nucleotides long. Its product is annotated as neurocan core protein-like. Gene Ontology annotation, biological process: cell adhesion. The transcript is spliced from 10 exons. The record is from RefSeq and is a predicted model, not a curated record. Gene Ontology annotation, molecular function: hyaluronic acid binding; calcium ion binding. NCBI's taxonomy places the organism in Eukaryota, Metazoa, Chordata, Actinopteri, Cypriniformes, Cyprinidae. Bases 1 to 3078 code for a protein of 1025 amino acids.
AUGGUAGAGAUGCCUCAGUCAGGAUGCUGGGGAGCUCCGCUGACUGCGCUCCAGUCUCUCCUGGCUAUGUGUCUGCUCUUCACCCUAGAACAUGGCCUGGUGAGCUGUGAUACUGUGGUGAACAUGCGUAAGGUGACUCACCAGCGGGUUCAGGAGCCUCUGUCCGGUGCGGCCCUCCUGCCGUGUGUUUUCACCCUGCGUCCGAGCGCUUCGCACGAACCCCCCCGCAUCAAGUGGACCAAACUGUGGGGUCAGCGCGGCCCGGAUGGUCUGCAGAAGGAGCAGUCCAUUCUGGUGGCCAAAGACAACAUAAUCAAGGUGAAGAAAGCCUUCCAGGGCCGAGUGACCUUGCCGGGAUACCCGGAGAACCGCUACAACGCCAGCUUGGUGCUGACAGGCCUGAGAUCCAGCGACUCGGGGAUGUACCGCUGUGAGGUCGUGGUCGGCAUUAACGACGAACAAGACACGGUGCCCCUUCAGGUCACAGGAGUGGUCUUUCACUACCGUGCUCCUCACGACCGCUAUGCUCUGUCCUUCACUGACGCCAAAAGAGUUUGUCUGGAGAACUCUGCUAAUAUCGCCACCCCAGCCCAGCUGCAGGCCACUUUUGAUGACGGCUAUGACAACUGCGAUGCUGGUUGGCUGUCGGACCAGACUGUGAGGUAUCCCAUCCAGUCGCCCCGACCCGGCUGCUUUGGCGACAGGGAAGACUCACCUGGCGUGAGGAACUACGGCAACCGAGAACCCGACGAGAUGUUCGAUGUGUACUGCUUUGCCAAUGGCCUGCAAGGUGAAGUGUUUCACACCAGCGUGCCAGAGAAGUUGAGCCUGGCGUCUGCCUCCACUCACUGCCACACUCUGGGAGCUCAACUGGCCACAGCCGGGCAACUCUAUCUGGCCUGGCAGGGUGGCCUGGACCGCUGUGACCCCGGCUGGCUGGCUGACGGCAGCGUGCGUUACCCCAUCAACCUUCCCCGGCGUAACUGUGGAGGAGAUGAACCAGGAGUACGGACUGUUUACCAUAACCCCAACCGCACCGGGUUUCCAGACACUAGCGACCUCUUUGACGCCUACUGCUAUCAAGAGAAGAAUUUUGAAGAGCAGACGGCAAUACUCUAUAAAACCCUAGAAAACUCCAAUUCGAGCUCUUCAAGCAAUGAAGAGGUGCUGCUUCAAAGAAAUGGAGCCUACCCUGAGCCUUCAACUUGGACCGGUCUGGUCGAUCUUGAGAAAGAAGACUUCAAGUCCAUCAUAAACAAUGAAUCUUCAGAAAUUUCAGAGGAGCAUGUUGUAAUCCAUCUUGGACCUGAAGAAAAGUCUGAAGAGUGGGAAGACGAUGCUGUGGAGAAGCAGGAGAACCUUCAAGGGGGUUCAGCAAAAGAGGAGACAGAUGAUUCCGAUGUGUCUCCUGACCCGUCUUCAACCACGCCAUCCUCCUCUACGCAAGCUCAGACCAGCAACAGCGUCAUCUCCAACUUUGUCAACACAAUCAUGAAGCCGUUUAGGUACUGGACAGGGACUAGAGAACCUGAGAUACCGGCCACAGAGUCCAGCCUCUACAGAGGAACAUCAGAAAUGGUCCCAAAUGCCAGGACCAAGCCAAGUAGAGGGAAAACAAGCAAAGUUGGUGUUGAUAAUGCUAUCAUGGAGCCUAAUACCAAGGAACAUUCAUAUAAUCCCUCCUCAUCAGAUCCAGAAGAAGAGCUCUUGGAGCAGGAGAAGGAAGUGGGCUUGGUGGAUGCGCAGAAGGAGAUAAAGAGUCAAAGCAAUUCUUACAUGGAUCAUGCAUAUUUACAGACCUUCACUGGACCAAACAAAGGAGCGAUUGGAUCUGGAACGGCGAAUCCGACUCUUUCUUCGGCGUCUAGGAGCUUUAGUUCCAUGAGGAGCAGCCAACAAAUUUGGCCGCUAAAGUCAUUGAAAGUUGUCCCAAGCGAUAACAGGCAUUUCAUAACUCAAACAAGCAGUCCCAUGGAAGCCAAACGAGCCAGUUUGGAGAUCAUGACCAUUCCUGUUUCCAGGAAUAACCCUGAGAACUUUUCCGGGGAAGGGAAUGAGGAUGGUUACCCUAUUCCCAAAGGUCCCGCAUCGCCGUUAUCUGCAGAGGAAGAAAAAGAUGGUGAGGGAAGUGCAGGGAAGGAGUUACCGCUCACCCUUGACAGCCAAAUAAAUGGAUCUGAUGACCACAGAGUCCCGCUGGAGACCACUGUCAGAUGGCAGCUUAUGAGUCUCCAGACGACCCAACCUACUAUUGCAUCCAGUUCUUCUGAACCCAAGCAUGAGAAACCAGCCGACACGGUUGAGGAAGCCAGGGGUGAAAUCAUGUACGUCCAUCGCCCCCUUGAAAAGCACAAGAACGGUCCCUCGAAUAAAGUCAACGUGCCUUUCGUUAAACGAAAGCAAGACCUAGGGUUGACCACUGCACCACAAACACACAAUUCCAACACGCCUAGUACCCCAAGCCCCAGAGAUCCCAACGAAGACAAGCUAGCAAUUCAACCUCCAACCGUAGGGGUAACUCCAUCCCAACCAGAAGAAACCACUACCGAGGACAUUUUGUGUACUCCAGAUCCAGCUGUUUCUACCACGUGGUUACCUGUGGUUCAAGAAGAGGUAGAUACUCCACAACCACCGGUUCCUACCAUAAUAACGACACAAGCCGGACCUACGGUUCAGCCCACUGGUGCAGGACCAAAGGACACUUCUCAGCAGGCUGAGUCCAGGUCAGGAGGUUCGGAGUCAUUUGUGUUGGCUCAGGGCUGGACAACAUCUGAACCGGUUCCAACAGAGGAACCUUCAUACCAGACCACAGGAAGCCCAGAGAAAGACACAACUACGACUGGGAGUGAAAACAGCCCAAUCAGAUCUUCAGCCGAAGAUGAUCCCUGCCAGACCAACCCGUGCCUGCAUGGUGGAAGCUGUUUGACCGAGGGGGAAGGAUACAGUUGCCUGUGCCCUCAGGGCUAUUCGGGAGAGAGCUGCGAGAUCGAUAUUGAUGAUUGUCAGUCCAAUCCAUGUCAGAAUGGAGGCACCUGCAUUGAUGAGAUCAACUCUUUCGUAUGCUUGUGUCUGCCAUAG